Myotis brandtii (Brandt's bat) is the source of this 1403-nucleotide messenger RNA. RefSeq names its product cytochrome b ascorbate-dependent protein 3. The coding region runs from base 835 to 1374 and encodes 179 amino acids. Gene Ontology annotation, cellular component: lysosomal membrane. Gene Ontology annotation, molecular function: oxidoreductase activity. The record is from RefSeq and is a predicted model, not a curated record. The transcript is spliced from 3 exons. Lineage: Eukaryota; Metazoa; Chordata; Mammalia; Chiroptera; Vespertilionidae.
AGGGGCCCGCGCCCCCUGCCCGUUAGCUGAAGGCAGUGGCACUGCCCGCUACGCCCCACGCCCACCUGCCUGACUUGUAAGGGCAGCUGGGGGCCUCGCGCCCUCCAGGCCUGGCACCAGAGUUGCUUUCUGAGUUAUCAGUUCGGGUGGAAAUACAGCAGGUCCUCGAAUAAUGUCGUUUCAUUUAACAUGGAUGAGACGCGUUGGGGACUUCACUCUUGUUUAGAACAAGGAGGCUUGGGGUGAAACUGGCUUCAUCGUCUGUCAGUUCACCACAGUUGCAAGAACCCACCGACCGUGUCAGGUGAGGACAUACUGUAAACUCCUGCUUUCUAGAGCAUGAGUUCUCGCUUCCUCUUUUCUCCUCUGGACUUUCCCCAGAGGAAGAGAAAGCGGAAGGCCCAGGCCUGGGGAUUAGCCGAGGCCGCGCCCAAUUCAAGGUGUGGAGUGUGGGGAUCGGGAGGGAAGGGCAGGCCCGGCCCACAGACCUCACCAUCGGGGAAGAGCUGUUCUGUAGAGCGGGGCCCAGGGCCGUCCUCCCGGUGGCCCGAGGGAGUGUGCCGGCUCCUGUCCGAAGUGCGGGCCGGCCUCAGUGUGAUCCAGCUGGAGUUUGAUUCCUGCCCCUCUUUGCCGUGAGGAGGUCGCUCUUUAUCUCCGGGCCCUGUGGGCCCAGAGCCCUGGCACCGGCCACAGCAGAGGAGACGCCACUCUGGGCCAGCCCCGGGCCUGCUGGGUGCCCAGUGUGCUGCCAGACCGAGAGCGCGGUCUUCGCGGGUGUGGGCGCGCUGAGCGGAGGGACACGCUGCUGCUGCUGCUUCCAGGAGCCUCACCGGAAUGGCCGAGGGACGCUUUUACCUGUCGGUCCUGGCGCUGUCCUCCCUGGGCUCCAUGUGUGUCCUCUUCACCGUCUAUUGGAUGUGGAGCUGGCACGGUGGCUUUGCCUGGGAUGGCAGCAUCCUCACGUUCAACUGUCACCCGGUGCUCAUGGUGGCUGGCCUGGUGGUGGUCUACAGCGCUGCGUCACUGGUGUACCGCCUGCCCCAGUCCUGGGUGGGACCCAAGCUGCCCUGGAAAAUCGCCCAUGCGUCCCUGCACCUGCUGGCCUUCAUCCUGACCGUGCUGGGGCUGGUGGCCGUCUUCAGAUAUCACAACCAUCAGCACAUCGCCAACCUCUACUCCCUGCACAGCUGGUUGGGCAUUACCACCGUGUUCUUCUUCGCCUGCCAGGUGGGUGCUCUGCCCUCCUUAGGGUUCCCACCGCCGGAUCAGCCAUGGGCUCUGCUUGGGGCUUCACUUGCAUCAGCACCGAAAGACAGGCGCGGGCCCUGGUCUCGCUCAUUGCGUGGAGGCGGCCUUUGCAGGCACACCCUGUAGGUGGGCAUUUGAAAGGGCCAUGGAGACUG